Bactrocera oleae (olive fruit fly) is the source of this 2296-nucleotide messenger RNA. RefSeq names its product coenzyme Q-binding protein COQ10, mitochondrial. Gene Ontology annotation, molecular function: ubiquinone binding. NCBI's taxonomy places the organism in Eukaryota, Metazoa, Arthropoda, Insecta, Diptera, Tephritidae. Gene Ontology annotation, biological process: cellular respiration; ubiquinone biosynthetic process. The record is from RefSeq and is a predicted model, not a curated record. Gene Ontology annotation, cellular component: mitochondrion.
GUCUUCUUCUUUUUCCAGAUAUUGGAACUACAAUAAAUAAACACAGUAGAACGAAAUACCAAGCGAGAAAAAUUAAUAUAUUGAAUAACAUUCAGGAUAUUUGAUACAAAAUAAUUUGUUUUCUUUGUUUAAGUGAAUCAUAUAAUUGAAAAAAAAAUCAAACACCCUUCAUCUGUUAUCGAUACAUUACUCGCCUUUUCUUAUAUUACCGCACUAUUAAUGAGAAUGGCUGUAUUUUUGGACAGCAGCGCAAAAAUGAAGAAGCACUGUGACAUUUGCUUUAUUAUGGGUUUAAAAUUGUUUUUUCGGUAGCAGAUCACCUACAGGUUGCGUUAUAAAGUUAUAAUGCUAAAAAAUGCACAAAUUUUACUGUCAAAUACAAAGCGUGUGUGUUGCUCCUGUAAAAAAUUUAGCACGGCUGCUGGGGGUAUCUCAAAUUAUGCACAAAGAGCCUUUUUUACUUUCAGUGAUCUGACGAAUAAAAAUCGGGAAUAUGUUAAAAAGGAAUUAAUAGGCUAUUCAAUGCAAGAAAUGUACGCUGUUGUUGCCGACGUUUCCAAUUACUAUAAAUUUGUGCCAUACGUCAAAAAAUCACUUGUACAUAGUCAACGAGAUAGCGGUUUCAAAGCUGAUCUUAUCGUCGGUUUUCCACCUCUUAACGAGCGGUAUACCUCGAAUGUUUCGCUUAAUGCUCCUAAUCUGGUUAAAUCAGUAUGUAAUGAUGGCAGAUUAUUCAACUUUUUAUUAAACGAUUGGCGAUUUAGUCCCGGCCUUAAGGAUAUUCCUCAAUCAUGUGUUGUCGAUUUUAAAGUAACUUUUGAAUUCAAAUCCCUGAUUCACAGCAAUAUUGCGAAUAUAUUUUUCGAUUUAAUUUGUGAUCAAAUGGAGCAUGCUUUUGUCGCGGAAGCUGAAAGGAGAUAUGGACCACCUUCGAUUAAAUCGCAUAUUUUAUCAUGGCGCAGAUCCUGACAAAUGCGAAGUAAAACAAAAUAAAUAUAAGCUUAACUUUAUUAAAGAGCUUUUAUGCUAUUAUUGCCUUAAUGUGUUAAAAGAUUCAUGGAAGCAUUAUAUACAUUUGCAAAUAGUGUACGAUUGUAAUCAUAAGCAUCUAAGAGUUUUGAUAGAUAAUGCACGAACUAUCUCUCAUACAUAUUUUCUUUUUUAUUAAAUUUUUGUUUUAAAACUUUUAAGCCUACUGUAAAUAUACAAAAGUAUUGUGAAACAAAUAUAAAUUCAAGAAAAAUUAUAUAAUGGCUAUGUCAUGGUUUUUAAAAUAUUAAUGCAGAAACGGUGUAAUAUUUAAAUUAGUAGAAAAAUGUUUCAUAUAAAUCUAUGCCCUCUUAAAUUUCAAUUUUUUUUUUUAAUUUUACUUUAACAUAUACUUAAGUAUAUUUCACGAAAAUGACUUCAGAAAAUACUAUUAAUCUGUUUUUAGCCUAUGUAGUUAAUUUUACAGUGCAAUAUUUCUUGAUUCGAAUCAGUUCGGCAGUUAUGGCUUCAAACUAAUUUUAUAAUAACAGUAUUUAAUUUUAUUCAUAUUAUUGCAUUGUUCAAUCAGUUACAUAUUAAAUAAUACAAUGAACAGAAUCGACAUGUACAUUGUCUGUAUAUUUUUACAUAUGUAUGUAAAAAAAAAUAUUUACUAUCGGUCUAGAAAGGUGUAAAUGGCAAGGCGUAAGUUCAACAGUACUACUCAUUAGAAAUGUAAAUCGUUUUAUCAGCAGCAUCGAUUGUGGAACUAGAUAUUAACGAACAACUUCACGCAGGCGCAAACAAAAAUGCGGCGGCGCAUUAAAAUUGCCCCACCUGAUUAAAAUAUUAGCAACUAGUUUCCGAUAUUCCAUAACUGCAUUUCCUCAUAUCAAUUUAAUUGGUAUGAUAUUAAUGUAAAUACGUAGUAUAUAUGUUUGUGUAGUAAUAUCGACGCUGCUCAAUAAACACGGUCUAACAUUCCCAUUACUAAGUCAAUGAUAUUUAACAGUAUAACAAUGCGUAUUUAUUUACUUUAAGAAUGUUACAACCAUAUAAUCCUAUUCGUCUGACUAUUCUACAAAUAAUUACAAAAGUAAAAAAAUACUUCCCUAAGUAUUCAGUUUUUACGAAUUAAUGAUGUUAACUAAAUGUAGACAUUUGUAUGAUAAUUAUAAUUGACAGCAAAAUAAGACAAACUAUGUAAUAAAUGUAAAUAAAUAUGUAUAUAUAUAUAUGUAUAUAUUUAUAUAUUUUUUAUAAAAAAUAUGGGUAUAUGGAAAAAUAAAACAGAUGGAGUUGUAAAGCGUAAACUUUGUAAAGUAUA